AUGGAGCACAAAAUCACCGAAGAUGAGGCGGCGCUGUACGACCGUCAGAUUCGACUGUGGGGCUUGGAGGCUCAGCACAGAAUGAGAAACGCGUCGAUCUUGGUUGCAGGGAUGCGGGCAUUGAGCAACGAAGUUUGCAAGAACAUUGUUUUGGCAGGAGUCGGGUCGAUCACCAUCUUGGAGCACGAGACUGUGACCGAGGAGGACCUUGGCGCUCAGUUCUUCCUUCGCCGGGAGGACAUUGGUCGUAAUCGUGGAGAGGCGGCAGCAGAGAUGGCGAGGCUUUUGAACCCAAGGGUCAAUGUGAUCGUGGAUAAGGAGGACAUUGCUCAGAAGCCCACCUCGUACUUUUCACAAUUCAACGUUGUCUGUCUCACAGGAUGCAGCCCUGAACAAACGAUCCGGAUCGAUAAUGCGUGCAGGGAAACCAAAACAGGAUUCUAUGCUGCAGGAGUUCAUGGAUUCUUUGGAUACAUGUUCUGCGACCUUACACACCACGAAUACCGCGAAGAGUCAAAGGAAACAUCAUUAGACAAGAGCAAGGAACCAGAGACAACCACUUCACACCUUAGCCAGGAUUAUGACAGUCUAGUCAGCACACUCGAGACGAGUUGGGGCUACCCCACGCCCAAGGCUCUCAAGCGCAAGGUCUCUCCUCUUUUCUUUGCCAUCCAGAUCCUUUGGUUGUUCCAGCUUGGAAAUGGCGGAAGGUUGCCACAUGCCAGCAGUCAUGACGACUUGGAGGCAUUGUUCAAAUUGAGGGACGAGAGGUUAAAGUCUGCUCAGGUCAAUGGUGACUUUGUAGGCAACGACCUGCUACAGACACUUGUUGGUACGGUGUCGGCAGAGAUUGCACCUGUGUGUGCUAUUGUGGGAGGCUUCCUUGCACAGGACAUUCUCAAGACUCUGUCGGGCAAGGAUGCACCUCUCCUCAACUACUUUUUGUACAAUGGCGUCGAAGGCACUGGGCUGGUUCAUCAUGUUCAGAAGAAGAGCACUUGA
This is a messenger RNA of Linnemannia hyalina, 1002 nucleotides long. Lineage: Eukaryota; Fungi; Mortierellomycota; Mortierellomycetes; Mortierellales; Mortierellaceae. The record is from the annotation of a GenBank genome assembly.